UGUUGUUCCCAUCUCGGACAUCAGAUCGCUAUUACACUUCCGAUCUGCCAAUCAAAGUACAUGGGUUCUGUUCUCAAACACACCUAUGCUUCUUCCUACCUCAUCAUGCCACAAUACCAUCACCAGAGGAGCAAUGAGGAGGCUGGCUCGGUUCCAGUGCGUUGCCGAGGGAAAUGGGUUGCUUGGGUGAAUACCCAUUUCUGUCGUCCUCGAGCCAUCAAGUGAUGAUCUGCUCUGCGACAUUCCAAGUUUUGCUUGCUUAAUGACCAUCUUCCUCGCCUUUCGCAAAGGGUUCAUGAUUAUAUCGACAUAGACAGGCUCUCGAGGCCCAAUAAUUCUCUUCGUUCACCUGGCGUGUCAUUUUUAUCCAUCAUACCAAUAUUAAUUUUCUUUCUAUUGUUUGCGACUGGAUUCGCCAGAAAGGGAGGUACAGAGAUCGAUUUCCAGCAUGUCAUCACCCAACAAUCCCUCAGCAGCAAGGUCGUUUAUCUUCACGACUACCGGAGGCAAACGAUGUACAGCAAUACUCAAAGUUGUCCAAUCCAGCAAUGUCCGAACGACCACGGACCGUAAUCCUCGGUUGCCGGCGACAACGACGACAGCGGCAACGACAACGAUAGAAGCGACAACAAGGGAGGAAAAUCCGGUUCCAAUCAACACCAAUACGAGCCCCCUUCCGCCGCUUGAAGACAGUCUAUUGCCCAGUUCAACGAGUACGACGAGCAUACCGGCCGCAACAUCCAUCAUAACUAUCACGAGCACCUCUUCGCCUUUGUUCUUCACAUCGUCACCGGGAGCUGAGGAGACUUCCACGGGCCAGGAGAUUGAGACUUCAUUGGGAGCAAGCAUUGUCAAAGUAACAGCGUCAGAAAUAUUCCCGGAUGUCGCGGUAGCAACGCCUUUUGCUAGCACAGUUGCAAGCCUCCAGCCAUCCUCGGCCAACAAUGCAGUACAGUCCACGGAAACCCCGAGUAUAAUUCCCACUAUAAGCUCAGUUCCAACCACCAACAACAGUGAAGCCGCGAAGGUGGCUGGAGGUGUGCUCAGUGGUCUUGUGGUUCUCAGUCUCAUCGGACUCUUUCUCUGGCUGUGGAGACGACGAAGGUUGAACAAGAGAAGGAGCACCCUUUUGACUCCUUUGGGUCCUGGUCCUGGUCCUGGUCCUGGUACAGACCUAAAUGAAAAGACACCUUAUAUCAUCAGUCGACGUAGCAUUGGGCCAACACCGGUGUUCGUGAAGGCAAAAGCCGCUCUGGGUUACAACGUGAAGAAGAUUCGAGAGUGCAUUAGUCAAGCCUUUUCGGAACCCAGCAUCCGGCUGUUAUCGCCUUCAAACCGGCCGCAAUCUAAGGGACUCCUCAACGCACACAGUCGAAACCCCUCGCUGGUUUCUACCAACGAGGCCGGAGGGACGAGGUCGGUGAAGGACAGCAUAUCGAACUGGUGGUCUCGAAUAACAGCCCAUAUACACAUCAGCAAGCGACUACGCAUUACUCGCAACGAUGAGGUUGGGCAAGACAGAUAUUCCGAUCCGGAAAACACAAGUGAAAGGAAGGCCAGACUCAAGUACCAACCCGACUUUCUGACGUUGAUAGCCAUGGAUAAUGGUGAUCUCGACCGAGAACCCCAAGGACAAGGACAGCAACAUCUGAGCGUCACGCGCCAGGACAGUGGCAGUGGAAGCAGAGACAAAGUCCCUACAACACGACCACCGCACCUCGACGAGCGCGACAACCCCUUCAGAGUCAACAACACACUCAGCCAUAUAUCAGCCAUACCAGCGCCCCUAGCCGCCGGUCUUGGUCAUUCCGACAACAACCCUUUCAGCGACCCUCCUUAUCCUAUCCGAAACCUUCACAAUAACAAGGUCACCACAAUCUCCAGACCGCCAACAGUAACCACCUACCGCGCCGAGGACCGCCGCCGCCGGCAGUCACGGGGUCAAUCCAUCAGUGCGAACACUACCAACCCGAGUCAACAGCCCAGCACCCGCACCUACCGCGAGAGCAUCGACUCGUUUACGACUCAUCGGAAUAAAUUCCGCUCCGAUCCUUUUGACCUUGAACGCCCUGAGCUUCUGGGCGGUGCUCCGCAAGCCACGGCAAGCCAAGGGAUAUCAGCAGCAGCAGCAGCAGCAGGUCCUAGUGUUAGACAUCCACCCAGUGCUCAUACUCGCCAGGAGAGCUUGGGCCGCUCGUCGAGGUACUCGUACUCGAGCGGGGUGGUUAGUUUGGAUGAUGAGUGGAGUGAUCCGGGGCCGGAUGUUGGUCCUGCUUCUGCUUCUGCUGGGACUGGGAGUACUGGUGGUUAUGGGAGGGUGAGGGGGAAGAUUGUGGGACGGGCGAUGUAGGGACUGCGUGGUUAGCGUCCUGUGGAAUUCCGACGGAAUUGUUCUCUUGUACGUAUGAAUACAUAGUCUUCAUUUUGAUUAUACCGCCUCGGAUAGUUUUCCCUGGUCUAAAACAUCUCUGGCGUUAAAGUUUGGGCAGGUCUGGUCUGGGUUCCGAAACGUGGUGCUGCUACUACAGUUGGGGCAUGUGUCCCUCAAACAACAUUGGAUACGUUCGGUGAUAUAGGAUGAGAAAUGAUUAAGAACGAGUCGUGACAGUUAUUAC
Neurospora tetraspora is the source of this 2615-nucleotide messenger RNA. RefSeq lists its product as uncharacterized. The transcript has a single exon. Lineage: Eukaryota; Fungi; Ascomycota; Sordariomycetes; Sordariales; Sordariaceae. Bases 449 to 2350 code for a protein of 633 amino acids. The record is from RefSeq and is a predicted model, not a curated record.